Tachysurus vachellii is the source of this 1606-nucleotide messenger RNA. RefSeq names its product dynein, axonemal, light chain 4b (gene dnal4b). Lineage: Eukaryota; Metazoa; Chordata; Actinopteri; Siluriformes; Bagridae. Gene Ontology annotation, biological process: microtubule-based process. Gene Ontology annotation, cellular component: dynein complex. The transcript has 4 exons. Gene Ontology annotation, molecular function: dynein light intermediate chain binding; dynein intermediate chain binding. The record is from RefSeq and is a predicted model, not a curated record. Bases 789 to 1124 code for a protein of 111 amino acids.
GCUUAGAGCACCACACACACACACACACACACACACACACACACGUGUCACCAGUCCACCUACUGUCCACCAUGUGUCCUGGAGAACCCCAUGCUAAACUCAACAUAAAAACUAAAUCUGACAUCAGCAUGUGCCACAAUCUCACCAUAAUAAGAUCCACAAUAAACCCUUUUAAAAAAAAUCUCUGGACGUUACAUGUAACCAGAAAAGAAAUGCAGGUGAAAUAGUGGAGCGGCACGUGAUGACAAUAAGAAAACAUGUCACUCAGUCUGCUCGAAAUCUUAAAUGAAGUCUUAUGCUACGUUCAGACAUAUGACGACUCGCAAUGGCAAAGCCAUCUAAGACUGGAGCUAUUCAAUAAGAGCAUCGACUAGAUGUGGGAGUCACAUAUAUGGGAGUGAAGACAGUAGUGAGCACACAGAUGGCUGAAUUUUAUAACACAGAUACCAAAUCUCCCUCUACAAUGUUUCGAUUUAGUGGCAAGACUUGGAACGUUAGUCUCAUCACCCACUGAUGAGUUAUUACUAUGGCAACCGCCUACAUAGAAUCACGGUGUGUGAACCUAGCUUUAGCAAAACGUCUUCCAAAGCGGAUAUUCUGCAGGAAUAUAUGUACUGACCAGUCAGAGGAUAUCAUCCUUUCUUUAUUCUCUAUUCUCUUUCUUUCUAACAUCAUCAAUGAUCAUGUUAGAUUCUGAAUUUGGGGAAAUCUGGGGGGGAAAGGGAGAUGAUGGUACAAGUUGUGUGUAACAAAGUACUGAAGCCAUACAAUAAAGACAAAAGUGGAUCAUGAUAGCAAGCGGCAUGGCAGAAACGGGAGAAAGCAAGAAGGAGGACGCAGACUACAAGCGGCUGCACAGUUUCCCUCUGAUUAGACACACAGACAUGCCGGAGGAAAUGAAGGCGGAGACGAUGGAGCUGUGUGUUACAGCGUGUGAAAAGUUUGCAUCUAACAAUGAGAACGCAGCCAGGAUGAUAAAGGAGUCGAUGGACAAGAAAUUCGGCAGCUCGUGGCAUGUGGUGAUCGGCGAGGGCUUCGGCUUCGAGAUUACGCACGAGGUGAAGAACCUUCUGUACAUGUUUUUUGGUGGAAGUCUGGCUGUGUGCGUGUGGAAGUGCUCCUAACACUCGUCACAUGAAUGCACAAACCCUUUGUCAAGCACAAACCAACGGCUGGAAAAAAAAGGCCCAGAUUACCCCCCACCCCCCACCCCCCCACACGCACAAAUCCCUCAGCGAUGAAGUCUAUCAAGAAAAAUGUGACAUUUCACGUUUUUCUAUUUCUUCGACGACUCUCACUCUCUGUGUGCUGCCAGACCAUCUGGGUGUUUGGUGCUGUUUCUGCGCUCUGUCUCUCUCUCUCUCUCUCUCUCUCUCUCUCUCUCUCUCCACAUUCUACACCUCCUCUCCAACUGUCCUCCUCAGCCUGUUCUUUGAUACCUGAUGUUCAGGAAAUGUAUUUUUAUAUAAUAAUACAAAGAAAUCUAUUUUUUCUAGACUUAGGCUGUGAAUAUAAUAUGUACAUAGUUUCUAAAAUGUCAUCAAUUUUUGCACAAUUUGUGACUGUUUCAACUUUUAUUGUGGAAUAAAAAAAAAAACUUUAUUGA